AUGGAUGCGUUCCUGUCGAAGAAGCAACAGCUGAAAGAGGACCUCCAGCGGUCGCGGAGUAGAAUCUCCAUCUCCUUCGACCUCUGGACCUCGCCAAACCCGUACGCAAUCCUGGGUGUCGUCGCCAUGUGGAUUGACGCCACCGGCAAGCGACGAAGUACCGUCCUGGGCAUGCGACGCGUUCAUGGCGAGCACAGUGGCGAGAAUCUUGGGUCGACCGUUCUCGAAUUAUUGACGGAAUAUGACAUUGGCGGAGAUCAGAUUGGAUACUUCAUGCUGGACAAUGCUUCAUCCAAUGAUACCGCUGUUGAGUUUAUACUCAAGGAGCUCUGCCCAUGGAUGAAGCCGCAACAGCGUCGCCAUCGCCGACUGCGCUGCUUGGGUCACAUUGUCAACCUCUGCUGCCAGGCGUUUCUCAUGGGUCGAAAUUGUGAGAAGCAUUUGGCGAAGCUUGAAAAGCACCACCAGCGCGGAGAUUACGUGAAGGUAGAGGAGCUGUGGAAGAAGUUUGGAUGUUUAGGCCGGCUCCAUAACCUUGUGCGGUACAUCCGGCUUACUCCUCAAAGGCGGGAGGAGUUUGCAGCAAUUAUUAUCGGCGGCCAUCUCUCCGAAUUCGAUGGGCUCGAGCUUAUCCAGAACAACUCCACACGCUGGAAUUCGUGGUUUCAUUCGAUCACACGAGCGUUAAAUGUUCGAGAACGUUUGGAAAUCUUCUCAGCUCGUCAUAUCAACGAGACGAAGGAUCACUACCAUGACAUUCACGAGGAAGACGACGACGACAACUUCACGUGGAGGUAUCUCCAAGGUUGUGCAGAUGCUGCGUGGUCAAAGUGCGAGGAGUAUUACAGCAACCGACAACGGAAUUGGCAACAUCGAUUUCCUGAAGAUACUGAUCUUCCGCCAGCGUAUUACGCAGCUCAAGUACUCAAUCCGUAUCGAAAGUGGGCAUGGUUCAGGCAAGAAUGGGUUCUUCAGGGCGACGAAGGAAGACAGAAGUGGUAUGAAAGCGCACAGCUGGCGGUGAAGCAGCUCUGGGAGACAGAGUAG
Molecule: messenger RNA, 1047 nt
Organism: Hirsutella rhossiliensis
Lineage: Eukaryota; Fungi; Ascomycota; Sordariomycetes; Hypocreales; Ophiocordycipitaceae
Product: restless-like transposase
Exons: 2
Coding region: 1-1047 (348 amino acids)
Source: RefSeq, a predicted model, not a curated record